Molecule: messenger RNA, 220 nt
Organism: Meloidogyne enterolobii
Lineage: Eukaryota; Metazoa; Nematoda; Chromadorea; Rhabditida; Meloidogynidae
Source: the annotation of a GenBank genome assembly
UAAAAUGAAGGAAUUUUUACUUGCUUUGCUUGUCGCGUUUAUUAUGGCAAUGAUUGAAUCUGCAAUUGCUGGAGAGACUGGAGGACCUGAUCAUGGAAUUAAACGCGGUUAUGGCAAUUGGCGUGUUCCACCAAGACCCAACAACUAAAAAAAGUAGAUGUCCUAAUGAAUUAAUAAAACUAACAAAAAACAGUGUCAUGCUAACUAAAGGGAAAGAUAA